AUGAACGGUGUUAGAAAUCUUUCGGAAUCGGAUUCGGAAAUCUACGGACUUGCUCCUUCAACUACCCUUAAUCACGACUUUUUCCAUCGGAGCCACAAUUCAGGCCACGAUACUGCCACUAUUUACUGCGGCAACGAUGAGCCAGAUGGAUGCUCCACCGCGGAAGAGACGAUUAUUGUGGUGAAAGAUUCGAAAAACGGGGAGGUCCGCUCUAUUCGAGAUCGAUCCAUGCACCGAGAAUAUAAGAAAAUUCAUCAUCAACUGCACACUGGCUUCGAGAAUGGCCCAGGACAUCAGAUGAAGCCUUCGCAUACGAAACCAAUGUCGACGGAAGAUCACAACAGCCGCCCAUUUAUCCUCAACUUUGCCGGAUGCCAUGCUGGCUCUCCUACGAUCGAUUCGAUGUCCGACUCGGAUGGAGACGAUUCUUUCUCGCCAGCCAGUUCAAAGACACCGGAAAUGAUCGUCGAAGAAGAUCACAUCGAGCUCGAGGAUUUUCCAGAAGUCCUUGAUGAAUUUGAGAACUCGCGCCAAAGAGCUCCUAGUCCUCCUAAAUCUCCCCCAGCCACGCCAGAUGUCGAAAUGGAAAAUCUUAAUGAGGAUUCAAAUUCGACUACUUUCGACGAAGCGCUUCAAAACUUUCCAGCAACUCAUAAUCGUACUCGCCAACGGAAAGCUGCGUUUCGAAAAAAGGAAACCAUCACUCAAUUCCAAUCUCGUGAGGCUCGUCUGGAAGAAGCAUUAAAAGCCAGACAAAGAAUUCUCGAAGAUAGUCAGUGCAUCUCUGAAGGUGCGGUUAAUCCGCUGACUAAGAGUCUACUCGUCCUUUCUGGCGACAGACACGGGCCUUUUGUGGGACGACCAAACAUAAUCCGUCCUUCACCCUCACUUUAUCCUGUUGACCAAGAUGCGCGAGUUGAGCUACGGAAAUGGACUGUGCCUUCCUUAUCAGAUCUCAACGUGAAUCUUCGCGUCCCACCAACUACCCUCCAAAUCUCCGUGUUGGACAUCGAGCCCGCCCAAUUCGCCGCCGAUUUCUCGGAAAAGGAACACGAGACCCCAUCGUCAUCUCGUUCCCGAGUCGCUCCUGUUGCCGGAGAAAUGAGCCGGGCUGAUAUUCGAAGGCGAACGGAGGAAGCGAUUAGGAGAAACGAGGAAAGAAAAAUUGAAAAAGAAAUGCGUCUUCAAGCAAGAAGGGAUAAAAAAGCGGGUCUAACGCCCAAACCAGUCAAGAAAAGAAACAUCCCAUCUGAACCGUCUCCAAGCCAUUUGCCUCAUGAAACGAAUCCAUCGACUUCAGAUGUUUUUGCGACGCCGUCAGCCCCACGUGCAAGGGGGAAAAAGAAAAGAAAAGGCCGACCCAAACGACUGGAAUUCGCCAAAACAGCCGCUGCACAGUCGGUCGAGUCCCCCAGAAAGCAUCCUAAAAUAUCAUCUACAUAUGAGACGAGGAUGGUCGAUGAUCUGGAGGACGAGCUGGCCCUGGCGUUGCGGAAAAAUGACAUUCGUUCAGAAGAUAUUUCCGACAGCUUGCGCCGCUUUUCGAAUCCGCGAAGAUCGAGUUCGCCAGUGGAUGAGAUUUUCCCAGAAGCCAGCUUGGAUUCAGACGAUGAUGAUUCUAACCCUCGCAACUCUAUUCCAGGAGAAGUUAACUACGAUACAGUCGUUUUCAACUCGAUACUCGAUCAUGUCCGUACUAACAAACUCUCGCCCUCUAAACCUCGAUCGCGGAAAAGAUCCUCGAAAAAGAGAAACAAUUCCAGUUGCGCCAGUUCCAGCUCCAGUAGUACCACUGUUCAAACUAAAGAAACUCAAUCAAAUAAAGACCUGUCAGUAACUGCAUCGGACUCUUCUCUCUCCCAACAUCAGUGGGGCUUUGUAGCGAAGGAAAAUGUGAUCAGUCAAGAUAUUUUGGAGGACAGUUGGAGGAUGUUCACGAAGCAGGUGAACUUCAAGCCCAUAGAUGCAAAAACCACAAGCGGAUCGCCGCUGAAAAAUCAGACUAAGCUCAGAAGACUUUCAAAAGAAGCUGAUGCCGAUGCUUUCGACCAAAAAGUCCCUGACCGUGCAGCCGUCCUCCCAUCCAGCUCUAAAAUGAGUUGUCCCGCCUCGAAAUCCCCACCCGCCGACAUUCAAUUGCCCGAUAGUUCAAAAAUUCUGCCAACCGGCAUGCCACCUCGUCGGAGUUCACUUCGCUCAAAAUCCAACAGCUAG
Oikopleura dioica is the source of this 2214-nucleotide messenger RNA. NCBI's taxonomy places the organism in Eukaryota, Metazoa, Chordata, Appendicularia, Copelata, Oikopleuridae. The record is from the annotation of a GenBank genome assembly.